UACGGCAUACUGUAUGGCAGACACUCUUAUCCAGAGCGACCUACAUUUUAUCUCAUUACACAUCUGAAUAGUGGAGGGUUAAGUGCCUUGCUCGAGGUUCCAACAGUGGCAGGUUUAUAAUGCUGUGGUUUGUAUCUGGGACCUUCUGGUCAGUCAGUAGCCCAAAACCUUGGCCAGGGGUUAAGAAACCACAAGACAGUGUGUAAAGGCUGCAGGGAAAAGGAGGAGUGAAAGACAGAGGUGAGAGAGAGGGAGAUGCUGGAAUGACAGGUAUGAUCCCUGUUUUUCUCCCUAAACCUGCUUUGUGAGUGAAGCCCCGCCCCUUGUCACCUGAAAGGUGCCAGUGUCUCACUCUAACCCACCACACACUCAAUUCUCAUAGUGUGAAAAAUAAAUCUGCUUGCAAUUGCUACACUCUUAUUUUGGGGUGUUUAGUGCGUUAGUUCAUUAUUUAAACAAACAAAAAAAAUGAGUAGGGUUCGUUUAUGGACGGAGGAGCAGUUUAACUGCCCCGUUUGCCUCGACUUGCCCCGGGACCCUGUGACUAUCCCGUGCGGUCACAGUUACUGUAUGGAGUGCAUCUCAGGCUACUGGAAAUCCGAGGAGAGAAAGACCGGGUCGUGCAGCUGCCCCGAGUGCCGCCAGUCCUUCUCCCCUCGGCCCGCGCUGUGCCGGAACACCAUGCUGGCGGAGGCCGUGGAGCAGCUCCGCCAGGGCAGCCUCAGCACGACGGCGCGCGAGUCCAUCCGCAACGCGCGCCGCGCCGCCGCCUCCGCGUCCGAGCGCGGGGCGCGCGACCGCGAAGCCGGCGCGAAACCGCUGCCUGGCUCGCGCGUGCCCUGCGACCGGUGCGUGGAGCCGAGAGCGGCGGCGAAGACCUGCCUCACGUGCAUGGCGUCGUUCUGCGAGAGCCACCUGAAGCCGCACGACACGCAGCCCAAGCUGAAGGGCCACGAGCUCAUCGCGCCCACCGGAGACCUGACGCAGAAGAUGUGCCCAGAGCACAAGUACCUGCACGAGUUCUACUGCCGCUCGUGCCAGACCUACGUCUGCUGGCUGUGCACGAGCAACCAGCACAAGGAGCACGAGACCGUCUCCACGCAAGCGGAGCGCGCGGAGAAACAGAAAACCCUGUUGUCGGUUCAGACAGAAAAUCUACAGAAGCUGCAGGAGAGAGAGAGGGAACUCAAAGACAUGAAGAAAGUCCUGGAGACCCUCAAGUCCUCUUCCGACAUGGUGAGCGAGGACACAGAUACGGAGCUGUGUGAGCUUCAGCACUCCUUGCAGCGCAUGGCGGAUCUGAUCCAGCAGGUGAUGAGCUCCAGUGGACAGGAGAAAAUCAAUGAGGCACAAGAGCUUGUGGACAAACUGUCGAAGGAGAUCAGUCAGAUGAGAAAGAAAGACUCUGAUUUAAAGGAACUGGUGACGUGUCAGGACAAUAUCUACUUUCUCAGGACAUAUCAGUGUCUUUGCUCUCCGGAGCUGACUGAGGUCGGCAGUUUUACUGUUAAUCCCGACGCCUCAUUUGAUCCUGUACGGAACAUUGUUUUGGAUCUCAGGGAGAAAGUGGAGAACAUGUGCAACCAGGAGCUGGACAAAAUUAAUAAGACAGUGUUCAACACAGCGCCGUUCACAGUGACUGACCAACAGAGCGGACAGGGCGGACAGAAGUCAGGCAUAUUGAAAUUGUUUUCAGGAAUCAGUGGCAAAACAUCAAGCAGUAGUCGCACACAAGCGGGUCCCCCUUCACUUCCUUCUGUGAGUGCUCGAGGCCCAGUUGGUAGAGGACCGAACACCCCAAGACCAAGAGGAAGCACCAACAGUCAGGAUAGAGAACAAGUUGGUAGAGGGACAAACACCCCAAGACCAAGACAAAGCAACAGCAAAGAGGAGAGAGAACAAGCUAAUAACCGGAGUAUGAAUUCUCUGAGACCAAGUGAGAGACAGAGGAGAGAAGAGCGAGAGCAAGACAGAGAGACCGAUAUCUCACCAAGAUCUCAAAGCAGGCAAAACAGAAGCACAAAUGAUAAUGAGGCUGACACUUGGAGUGUCCGUUCUCUGAGGCAGUCGACACAGGGGAGGGAAAGCCGAAAGCAGGCGGACAACUGGAAUAUAUGUUCUGACAUGUCCAGAUCGGGAGGAGAGGAGAAAGAGACGGUGAAUGGAGAGAGAAUACAGCGUUCCCAGAGACCACAAGAGACACAGAUGACCAGACAGCAACCAGAGAGACAAUCUGACAGUUGGAGCUUAAGUUCCAUCAGGUCAAUCAGAGGCAGAGACAAGAGAGAAGAGAGAGAGACAGCUAAUUCUGAUGUACAGAGCUCACCUAGGACUCAGCAGAUGGCAACGGUCAGACAGCAGCCUGAAAGACAAUCCGAUCGCUGGAGUCUGAGCUCACUGUUACCCAGAAACCGGAAGAAGAGACAAGAAUCAGUCAAACAGGCCACACCUAUUCAACAGGAAGUAGAGUCUUCUCACGAUGACUGGGGAAACCAGACUGAAGUAAACCCUGGACUUUUCCUGGACUCUCCUUCACCAAAUCCCUCAUUCAUUCCUGCCUUUCCAGCAUCAACGUUCCACUCCGUUUCCCCGGGUGUGAGAGAGAUUGACAUCGACAGCAUUCAGGCUCCGGAGCCGAGAAGCAGAGAUGAGUUCCUUCAGUAUGCCUGCGAUUUAAACUUUGACCCUAACACGGCUCAUCGACGUUUAGUUCUUAGUGAAGAUUCCACCAAGGCAACACUGCAGGCCUCUACUCAGUCAUACCCUGAUGUCCCUGAGCGAUUUAAUGGCUGGACGCAGAUUUUCAGCCUCCAGCCGCUCAGCUCAGCUCGGUGUUACUGGGAGGUGGAGUGGCGUGGACGGGGCUCUUCAGUGGGUGUGGCCAGUAGCGCCAUGCCUCGUAAAGGAGCGGAUGCAAGGGCAGGGCUUGGCUACAAUGCCCAGUCAUGGAGUCUUGAGUUGUCUGACAUGUGCUGUGCUGCUUUACACGCCAAUCAGAAGCAAGAGAUCCCAGUGACAUACUGUCCCCGAGUGGGUGUGUUUUUGAACCAGGAGGAUGAGACUCUGACCUUCUACGGUGUCGACGAUGUGCUCGUGCACCUGCACACUUUUUGCGGGGUCACAUCCAAUCAGCCGUUGUUUGCCGCGUUUGGCGUUGGGACCGGUGUCGGAGUCGGCCUCGACUUUGCCAUGGGAAACUUCAGCGCAUCCACAGACAGCAUUAAAAUCUGCACCAUCUGACCCAGAUUCUUGCAACUGUAAAGAAAUUGUUUGCUUAAUUUAUAUGAGAAUUAGUGUAAUAUUAAAUAUCAGACUGGCCUUAAUUUUCCUAUAUCAAUAACAGUAAUUACAGACUAUCACUAAUGGGUAUAUGAUAGGAAAAUGUCUUCCCUUGUCUUCUAAAAGUUUGAAAAGAAUUAAUUUGCUGGGUUCCAAUGUCUGCAGUUUCAUUAUACAUCAUAACUUUUAGCCCCGUUUAUUCAGGAGGAUACUGUUGUUAACACAAGGUUUUUAAGUGUAGAGUUGUUUGUUGCAUUUAUUAUCAAUACAGACAGCUAGAGUUUGGUUUGCCAUGGAAAACUUCCAUUUAGAACGUCUCGACAGAUAGUGAACACCACAAUUGUAGGGUUUCUUCUUAGAGCUUUAGCUAGCUCAUUUCUAUGUAUGAUGUUUAAAUAAGUCUAUUUGUUCCCCAUUUUAUCUUUAAUCCUACAUUUUAUUCAUAAUUUAAAUAAUUGAAUAAUUACUGUUCUUAAUUUGAUACUAUGUACUUCAUUGUCUGGGUUUUUUUCUCAACUCUUAAUAUGUAAUUCUGAUUUAACUUUAUGUCUGAACUUCAUUUAUGAACGUCUGAAAUAUUCAGUUCAAAUGAGACUCAGCCCUGAAGGAUUUAUUUGGGUUUCCAAACCGACCUCUCAAAUUGAAGAAGGUACUAGGAUGAAUAGUAAAUAACGAAAAAAAAAUGUCCAGUUGACAUGACUCAACUUCAAGACAACUUUAUCUGGACAACUGAUAAUAAAUAUUAAUUUAUAAAUAAAUAUCGCUGUUUAAUUAAAUUUUAAGUAAGUUGUAUGAACUAUUAGCUGCUAGUGUUCUUUUAACAAAAUCAUAUACAGAUGCAAGAGUGAUACCAAGCUGUGGGUUACCAAGGCCAUAAUAUGGGGUGAUGUCUCCAUAACCUGGUUUGUCCAUGGGUUCCCCACAAUUUACUGGCAUAUUACUUAAAUAUUCAUGUUAAUGAAAAAUUUACAUGGUUUACCCUGGGAUUUCUACCAUGUCCUCUGUCUCUGCAAUGCUACUGCACUCCAGGAGUACCAGGAGAGCAAACCUCAACAUUUUUCUGUGGUCCUAUGUAGACCAGCUGGAAAUCAUCCAGUCCAAUACACAGUGGACAUCACCGUGGUCCAUAGACUGGCUAAAUAUUCAGCACCUGCUACAUCACUUUUUUGGAAAUAUUUUUCCUAAUACAAAAAAAAAAAUCAGAAAUCUGGGUUGCAGAAAUUCUUGAAUCUUGGUUGCAGAGAAAGUGUUACUAAGUACUCAGUUGCAAUCAUUUAAAUAAUAAUCAAUAAUAACAUUAUGAAACCUUGUAUUGCAAGUAACUUGGUCUGUUUUGCAAGAUGAGCAAAAAUUUUCAAAUAAAUUUUAACUUGAUAAACGUGCAAGUCUUGACAUACGAGUAGUACACAUGCCAAGUAUUACGUAAUCACAAUUAAAAUGUUUUAGUGCGUAUAAGAGUCUCAUCACUGUACUGUGCUUAAAGUAUUCUGUAAUUCUGAUUUAACUUUAUGAAGUCCCAUUUUGACUUGAAUUAAACUUGCUUCU
This is a messenger RNA of Clarias gariepinus (North African catfish), 4824 nucleotides long. RefSeq names its product tripartite motif containing 25, like (gene trim25l). The transcript is spliced from 22 exons. NCBI's taxonomy places the organism in Eukaryota, Metazoa, Chordata, Actinopteri, Siluriformes, Clariidae. The record is from RefSeq and is a predicted model, not a curated record. The coding region runs from base 469 to 3240 and encodes 923 amino acids. Gene Ontology annotation, molecular function: protein binding; zinc ion binding.